AUGACGACGAUGUCGAAUCACAAAUCAACGAAGGGCAUUGAGAACCAUACGCAUCUAGGAUCGUCCGCCACGGACAAGCUCAACAAGCGCCUGAUUCGAGUUUCGCAAUACGUCAGUCACCUUUCUCAAUUCCCCUCUGCCGUACCUGUGAACCCCGAAUCGAACGUGCUCGAGGAGAUCGUUGACGCGAACCUGGUUGAAGCGGACGUUACUCUUGUGGCUCAAUUACAUGACUGCAAUCCUACUCAUGUGGAAGCGCUUCGUCGAGGAUAUCAGGUCAACUCAGUGAUGGCCAAGUUCUGGCGCAACACGUAUGGCGGGUCGGCGCUCUCACACGCCUUCGUCUGGUUUCCUCUACACUUGCCUAAGGUUGUGGAGAUCGAAAUAGCCAUAUACAUCUCUUUCUAUCGGUGA
Messenger RNA from Penicillium cataractarum, 414 nucleotides. RefSeq lists its product as uncharacterized. The record is from RefSeq and is a predicted model, not a curated record. Lineage: Eukaryota; Fungi; Ascomycota; Eurotiomycetes; Eurotiales; Aspergillaceae. The transcript is spliced from 3 exons. The coding region runs from base 1 to 414 and encodes 137 amino acids.